Carya illinoinensis is the source of this 879-nucleotide messenger RNA. RefSeq names its product proline-rich extensin-like protein EPR1. The coding region runs from base 1 to 879 and encodes 292 amino acids. The transcript is spliced from 9 exons. Lineage: Eukaryota; Viridiplantae; Streptophyta; Magnoliopsida; Fagales; Juglandaceae. The record is from RefSeq and is a predicted model, not a curated record.
AUGGACAAAGAAGAAGAUAAAAGCAAAGCCAAGCCUUCCACACCAAUUCCACCAACUCAGGGAUAUUAUGGUCCAAGAAAUGCCUAUUGCCCGCCAUUUAUGAUGCAUCCAAAUUCCCAACCAAUGCCACUAUUUCCAACAACGUUCAUCUACCCUCCGUCGAGUAAUGCCGAGGAGUCAAGUCGUGUUGAACAAACUAGCCAGCCGCCACCAAUGCCACCUCUUACAACAAUGUUCAUCUAUCCUCCGUCGAGUAGUGCGGAAAAGUCGAGACAACCCCUACCAAUGCCACAUUUUCCAAUAGCGUUCAUCUAUCCUCCGUCAACUAAUGCGGAGGAGUCGGCCCGUCUUCAAGAAGUGAUCCAACCCACACCAAUGCCACCUUUUCCAACUGCGUUCAUCUAUCCUCCAUCGACUAAUGCGGAGGAGUCUGGCCGUCUUCAACAAGCGAUCCAACCCCCACCUAUGCCACCUAUUCCAACAACGUUUAAGUCCCCUUCGUCGAGUAAUGCAGAGGAGUCGGGGCAUGUUCAAGAAACGAGUCAGCCCCCAUCAACUUCAUGCCUUCCAUCGAGUACCGGAGAGGAAUUGAAAAGCACCGGAAAGGAUUUAAGUAAUGCAGAGACUGCAAGUAAUUUUGGAGGUACAUUGUUUUUUGAGGUUGCUUUGUAUUUUCUUGGAAAUACUGUAUACCGUAUUGAUGUGAGGACAGAGGCCGAGGAGAUAAAUGAAGAAAACUCUGAUAAAGACCGAGUUGAGGAGCCGAAACCUGGUAUGGAGUUUGUCACUGAUAAUGAGCUAAUGGCCUAUUACAAGCGAUAUGCGAAACAAGAAGGUUUUGGUGUGAUAACACAAAGGACGAAGAGAGAGGCAGAUUGA